Exophiala oligosperma is the source of this 1491-nucleotide messenger RNA. RefSeq lists its product as uncharacterized. The record is from RefSeq and is a predicted model, not a curated record. Bases 289 to 549 code for a protein of 86 amino acids. NCBI's taxonomy places the organism in Eukaryota, Fungi, Ascomycota, Eurotiomycetes, Chaetothyriales, Herpotrichiellaceae. The transcript has a single exon.
GGGAGAGAUAAUGGGUACAUCUUACCAUUGGAUGGUUCCCCAGUGACUUAUCAAUUGUGGCUGAGAAAGGUUGGAAUUCAAUACCUGUUCAAGAUACUUCCAAGGUUCUAAAAGGGCGGUCUGUUUCCCUCCUCUCCUUCUGCUGCGUCGCUCCAGAAGCCAAAAGGGUCAAGGGGAGAGGAAAGCAUCGAAUAAAAGCAACCUCGCCGGGGAAUACCAGAUUGCGCAAGGCACAUCGGCAGAAAAAACCCCGAACAAGCCAAACAUACCUACAGGGCGAUAGCGCAAAUGGGUAACAGAGGUCGGCUGGGUCUCUUGUUCGACGCGGAGACCGACCUGGAAAUCGACGCUUUGUCAGGGGCGUGGUUGUUGCCACCUGCGGCAUCUGACACGCCCGAGGAUGAGGACGAGAGACGUGUGCAGGCCGUCGAUAUCGUCAUUCAGUACGUCGAGUGGGCCGACAGAAGGUCAACAAAAGCCCCCGAGACCGCAUUCCAUGUCCAUAUCAUGCUCCAAGGUGGUCACGAUGCGUCGAGGAAGACAAAAUGAAUUCUCAGGUGUGAAGAUCAGGCGGUGAAGGACCAUGUACACAAGCACGGAGAAACCCUUCUACAGCAGCGAAUAUCUGACCGCCAUACGGAGGCGUAUCAGGCAGCGAAGACCAAAGGCGAUCGGUAUCAUCCACAACUCGGACGACGAGCCAAGUCAACACAUAAAAGCGGAAGAGAAGGAGACAGGGACGAUCAACUGCAUCAUCGAAGACAGAGCGAAGGCCUUUGCUGAAUGGUUACUUCUUUCAGGCUAUGUGAUAAGACCAGUGUGUGGUAUCUUAAGAGGUUGAAUUUUCACUCACCAUCACCAUGGGCUAUGUCAUCGUUAUCGGGCAGAGAGAAAGUAACUGUACACCAAGGCUGUACGGGGUUUUCGUUUUUGUAGUGGGUGGUCAUUCGGGAAUCAGGUCGUCAGGGAAAACCAACCACAUACACUGUACAGUACAAACGGGUUAUUGCUAUCAAGCAUCAUAAUGAAGCGGCAUGAGUUUUACCCAAUGAAGAUGACAUACUGAACGCCACAGCGGUAUCCGUGAUCAUUCCCUAGCAUGGUAUCUGACUAUCAUGUGGUGAGGGAGGAGUUGUCGGUGAAACCCAAGAAUAUGCAAACCACCAAUCGUGUCGCUAUCAGUUUACAUGCAGCAGUCGGUGUAUAACUCGUCCCAGGGUUCUCAAAGCCCCAGGAAACAUGAGAUGAGACACGAUCACACGCGCAUCACCGCAAAAAAGAAAGUAAUGGUGGUCUCAAUAUCAAGUGACAAGUUUCAAAGCCAAAGGGUCCUCAGAUAGUCUGCGCACCAACGAGAACCCGGGGAAGGAUGGCUGAGCCUUGAGCCCUUGAAUCCAGAAUAUGCGUGAUGAGUGAAAAAAGAAUGAUCCACCUAUCACUUAAGCUUAAUGCCCUGGAUUACUAGGUUAUGGCUCCCUUCUGCAUGAAGAA